ACAGCGAAUAACCGGAAUAACCAUAACGUUUGCGACGUCGGUGUCAACAUUGAAAUCAGCGUGAAACAAAGUGAUAAUGACUGACAAGAACGAUAAAUCCAAAGUUGAUUUGGGGCUUCUUGAAGAAGACGAUGAGUUCGAAGAAUUCCCUGCCGAAGAUUGGACUGCCAAAGAUGAAGACAAUGCCGAUAUUAGCGUGUGGGAGGAUAACUGGGAUGACGAUGACGUCGAAGAUGAUUUCAGCCAGCAAUUAAGAGCUCAACUGGAAAAACAGAAGGUACAGGGCGAUCCGUCGGGAAAAGAAAACUGAGUUAAAAACGAAGUGUGGAUGUAUGUUAAUUGUUAAGUAAUAAACUGCUAUAUGUAUUUCA
Molecule: messenger RNA, 371 nt
Organism: Diprion similis
Lineage: Eukaryota; Metazoa; Arthropoda; Insecta; Hymenoptera; Diprionidae
Gene: Sem1
Product: 26S proteasome complex subunit SEM1
Exons: 3
Coding region: 77-310 (77 amino acids)
Biological process (GO): proteasome assembly; double-strand break repair via homologous recombination; mRNA export from nucleus
Cellular component (GO): proteasome complex; proteasome regulatory particle, lid subcomplex
Source: RefSeq, a predicted model, not a curated record